GCAAAUAAAACUGAGAUGGUGUUAAACUUACACAAGAUACACAACGGUAGUAGCAAAUUGCACAGUACAGUUUAGCAUAAAGUCCAUAUACUUAAAAAGAAUAGACUUUGAAAAAUGCAUGAUCCCUGUUAGACUCCUCCUUGGCUUUGAUGAUACCCCCCACCCUCCCUCCAACAGAUGAAAAAAAAAAACUGUGAAUCUAUGCAACACAGUUUCCAGGGCUUGCCCCAGUGUAAAGUAAGCUGCGAGGAGAGCGGAGAAAGAGAGCGGGAGAGAAGGAGGGUUUGUGUUUCCACGAAGACGAGCGAGGAAGCCCCGCCAGGCCAGAACGGCAGCUGAACUUCAUUAGCGUCCCGUCAAAGAUCCGUAAUUCAGACCAGAUCUGGAACCUCUGGUUCGAUUCAGCGCCGUCUUCGGUACAUCGAUGAAUCCACAUCCUCACAAGUGCCCGCUUGCCUUUUUUUAAGCUGAGCAUGCUGCGCUUCUGAUGUGCUAGACGCAAGCGAAGAAGAGCAGUUGAACAAACUGUGGGGCUCUACGUGGCUUUUUAAAAAGGCUUUUUUAUCGUUCACUUUUGUGGGACUUGGGUGCUGUUCCAUCUCUCUCCAUCACUAGAGCCCUUCCAUAAAGACACCGGCACACGUCCUUCGGUGGAGGAGGCUUCUAGAGAAGAGCGUACACGCUGAGAAGCUAACGGUGCUAACGCCACAGUCGGACGGACCGAUACUUCCCUACAGCUCCAGAGCGUCCGGGAAAACGCUUCAGCCUUUUAUCUCUUCGCUGAUAAGAGGCGAGCACCGAGAGCUCGAGUUCGGAAACCGCCAGACCCAGGAGGAGCUACCCCCCGCAGCGCGCCCGUUAGCUUUCCCCCGUUAGCCGACCGCCAUGUCUCGCUGGGGCCGCAAGAACAAGAACACCAAAAUGCCGGAGGUGAUCCGCACCGUGACCGAGGGGCUCAAGUCGCUCUACCGCAAGAAGCUGCUGCCGCUCGAGCAGUACUACGGCUUCCACGACUUCCACUCGGCCAGCAUGGAGGACGCCGACUUCGACAACAAGCCCAUGGUGCUGGUGGUGGGACAGUACUCUACGGGGAAGACCACCUUCAUCAGGUACCUGCUGGAGCAGGACUUCCCCGGGAGCCGGGUGGGGCCGGAGCCCACCACCGACUGCUUCACCGCCAUCAUGCACGGCGACUCGGAGGGCCUGGUCCCCGGCAACGCCCUCAUCGUGGACCCCAACAAGCCCUUCCGCAAGCUCAACCCUUUCGGGAACACCUUCCUCAACCGGUUCCAGUGUGCCCACUUGCCCAAUCAGGUCCUGGAGAGCAUCAGCAUCAUCGACACCCCUGGAAUCCUGUCUGGAGCCAAGCAGAGAGUGAGCCGAGGGUACGACUUCCCCGCGGUGCUGAGCUGGUUCGCCGAGCGCGUGGACCGCAUCGUCCUGCUGUUCGACGCCCACAAGCUGGAGAUCUCGGACGAGUUCUCGCAGGCCAUCGGCGCUCUCCGCGGCAACGAGGACAAGCUGCGCGUGGUGCUGAACAAGGCCGACAUGGUGGGCACGCAGCAGCUGAUGCGCGUCUACGGCGCCCUCAUGUGGUCGCUGGGCAAGGUGUUCGGCACGCCCGAGGUGCUGCGCGUCUACAUCGGCUCCUUCUGGUCGCAGCCGCUGAUGGUGACCGACAACCGGCGGCUGUUCGAGCUGGAGGAGGAGGACCUCUUCGCCGACAUCCAGAACCUUCCGCGCAACUCCGCCCUGCGCAAGCUCAACGACCUGGUCAAGAGGGCGCGUCUUGUCAGGGUUCACGCUCACAUCAUCAGCUAUCUGAAGCAGGAGAUGCCCUCUGUCUUCCGGAAGGACAACAAGAAGAAGAACCUCAUCUACGAACUGCCCGUCAUCUUCUCCAAGAUCCAGCUGCAGCACAACAUCUCUCCCGGAGACUUCCCAGACUGUGCUAAGAUGCAGGAGAAGCUGGCCGUUCACGAUUUCAACAAAUUCAAGCCCCUGAAGCCCAACAUGAUGGCCGCUCUGGACGAGCUGCUGUCCACUGACAUCGCCAAGCUGAUGCCCCUGCUGAAGCAGGAGGAGAUGGACGCGGGGAUCCAGGCCGGCGUCCAGGGCGGGGCUUUCCUGGGGAGCCGGGGCGGGCCCUUCCUGGAGGGGGACCCCUUCGCCCCGAUGGAUGAGGACGGGGAGGGGAGUGACAUGGAGGACGAGGACUGGGUGGUGACCAAGGACAAGCCCAAGUACGACGAGAUCUUCUACAACCUGUCGCCCAACGAGGGCAAGCUGAGCGGCACCAAGGCCAAGGACUGGAUGGUGAGCACCAAGCUGCCCAACUCGGUGCUGGGCCGCAUCUGGAAGCUGUCGGACGUGGACCGCGACGGCAUGCUGGACGACGAGGAGUUCGCCCUGGCCAGCCACCUGAUCGAGGUGAAGCUGGACGGGCACGGGCUGCCCCCGGAGCUGCCCGCCCGCCUGGUGCCCCCCUCCAAGCGCCGGCACAAGGGCUCCGACGCGUAGACACUUCCUGCGGCCCCCGGGGGCCCCCGCCGGCCCUCCAGCAGCAUGUCCGUUACACAGCUGGGACUGCCAUCUUAAUUUUCUGUCUCCGUUACCCUCUUUAUCUGUCUCGCCCAGUCUGUCUGUCUGUCUGUCUCUGUGUCUGUCUGUCUGUCUCUGUGUCCGUCUGUCUCAUGUUCUCGUUACUUGCUGUGUUUGUGCAUCUGUUGCCCUUACUCUUUUCCCAAAUAGCUUUCUGCCUUUUUGUGAGUUACUCCUGCAUUUCUCUGUACACUAAAACAUAGAGAUUUUAUGACCUAAGCUCCCUGUAUUCCCAGCCCAAGUCGCUCUUUUUGAAUUUUCUAAAAUCUAUACUUCUCAUCCAAGCAUAUUAAACCACGGGCACGGCUAUCCCAUAUUCACUUAUUUUUCUCCCACAAAAACAAGGCAUCUAAUUCUGACAUAGUGUUGGGGGUUUGACUGACAACAGAGUCAACAACAGUAUUAUGCAUGGUCCAUUACCUAUAAUAUCGGUCCUCAUCAGAGCUGUAGCUACUUGCUAAGCAAAUAACUGAAGCCUUCUGCCCAUAGCGCUGUUCAGCCGAUUACUUUGUCGUUUUGGAGCCACGCAUCACGCUGACUGCCAGCCGGACAGUAUGUUUAUUCACGUGCGGCUUAAAAGCUCUUUGAAUAUUAAUUUUCAUUGUGGGUGCGCCUGAAAUAGCAGGAGCCGAACGUUGACUCGCCUUCACUCCCGUUCUAGCGCGCCUCGCACUCUCCGCGUGACAGCACUGUGUUCGGUUGUCCGCGCUUUCCUCUUUCGCUGCUGGUUCAAACAAAGCGUCUAUUUCAUUUGCGUUUCUUAUUUUAAUGUGCUUGCGUUUUUUUAUGAAGCCGAGAAAAAGUUGAGUUUCAUGAAUAAAGAUAGCAUUGUGCGCCUGCCCUGGAUAUUUUAUGAGAGCUUUUGAGUAAUGACACUGACUACUGUACACUGCCUCAUUGUCACCCAUGUUUUCACCAUCAUUAAUGGCCAAUAAAAACGUACUGGUGUAA
This is a messenger RNA of Anguilla rostrata (American eel), 3552 nucleotides long. It is a transcript of the gene ehd2a, whose product is annotated as EH-domain containing 2a. Gene Ontology annotation, cellular component: plasma membrane; cytoplasm. Gene Ontology annotation, biological process: endosomal transport; endocytosis. Lineage: Eukaryota; Metazoa; Chordata; Actinopteri; Anguilliformes; Anguillidae. The transcript is spliced from 7 exons. The coding region runs from base 886 to 2520 and encodes 544 amino acids. The record is from RefSeq and is a predicted model, not a curated record. Gene Ontology annotation, molecular function: GTP binding; calcium ion binding; protein binding.